Molecule: messenger RNA, 768 nt
Organism: Nannizzia gypsea CBS 118893
Lineage: Eukaryota; Fungi; Ascomycota; Eurotiomycetes; Onygenales; Arthrodermataceae
Product: riboflavin aldehyde-forming enzyme
Exons: 3
Coding region: 1-768 (255 amino acids)
Source: RefSeq, a predicted model, not a curated record
AUGGAAAACUACACGCCAUCACACCCCGUCUCGCCCGUCUCGCAGCCUCCAUCGUCGCCGUCAAGCCUAAAGCGCUACGAGCUGGGACUCGACCUCUCCGACAAAGCCAUUGAGAUUGAGGCUGCUGCUCACCCGACACCAAACCCGAAAGCACCGCGUCUCUCGCUCAUAGAAGUGCCAAGGCGUAAACCUGUACCGCCGCCAAAAGCUGCGUUUGUCGAUCCAACAGAGCCUCAUGUCGAAGCUCCACCAGCUUAUCAGAGUGGCGGCGGGCUGAAGAGGAAGAUGAGAGACCUCUGGCUGCUACGGCGGAAGACGGUGCUCAUCGUUGCGGCAGUGGCAGCGGUGUUGUUGCUGGCACUGAUUAUUGGGUUGGCGGUUGGGUUGACCAGGCACAAGACUGCCAAUUUGCCGCUGCCAACCAACAAUGGCGGGCCUUAUAGGGGCGACCUUACAUACUAUGACCCGGGACUAGGCGCAUGUGGCAUAUCGAGCUCGUCGUCUCAAGCGGUGUGCGCGGUGUCCAAGGAGCUGUAUGAUGCCGCUAGCGCUGGGCCGAACCCGAACAAUAACCCCCUGUGUGGGCUGAAGCUUCGGCUGAGACGCAAUAACAAGUCUGUAGACGUUACUGUCGUCGAUCGAUGUGUUGGGUGUAAACCGACAGAUAUCGACGUUUCUAUUGCUGUAUUUGAACAGCUUGCCCUUGAGGCUCAGGGAAGAGUCGAUGUUGAAUGGGCAUGGCUUGACAAGGCGCCGGUGAAUCUUUAA